AAAAGGUGAAGGAGAUGCAUCAAAUCCCUCGAAUGAAACACUUUAUCUACGAGCGAAGUGGACAGGCCAGACGCAGUGUGAGCAUGCUAGACAUAGUAGUAACUCUCUAUCAUAUCGAAGGAAACCACAACCGCUGCGGCGUUUGUUGAGACAAGAAAUCAUUGGGGAGGUAAUAAUGAGCCAAGCUGGCGGCAAUGUGGUUUAGUGUGGAGAAAGUGUGGAGAACAAUAUCCUCAAGAUAAUCAAACGAAAUUUAAUUGGUACCUCCGUUGGGUCAUUAAGCGACCAAGUCAUGCUAGGAUUAAAGAAUUCAGGACAUCGCCAACCCUCUAUUGAGCUCCCGAUCCCAGGGCCCCCAAUCAGAUCCGUUGUACGAUGUAUUUUUCCCUUCGAAAGCCCGAAGUCCAUUUAUAGAAGUUUGCGCAUGACUGCUUGGACAACAAACAACAAGAUGCUGAGAGAUAACAGCACUUUGACUUUUAUGUCCACCAAAAACUUUUGCAUAGCUGUCUUUGGCAUUGUCCUUUUCAUAGGUUCUUGUGAAAGCAUAAAAAAAGAUCCUCCUAAACGAUGUGAUUUCAACGGUGUUCACUACAACUUAGGAGACACUUGGAAUCCUUUCCUGUUGCCAAGUGGUUACUUCCGGUGCAUAAAAUGUGCCUGCAAAUUGUCAGACGAUGGUUCGUUGGCGAUAAUAGACUGUUCGCAAUGUAGGACGCAAUCGAAUCCAGCCCUUCCUUCGACAAAGGAGCAACAGAGGAGUUGUACUUAUAAAAAUGUUUCAUGGAAUCACGGUGUGGUGUGGAAAGACGAUUCCAAGAUUCUACCGAAUGAUAAACAGUGUAAAGAGUGUAGCUGUACGGACGGAUAUGUCACCUGCGCCAUCAGAACUUGCCCAGUCCUUACCUGUCAGAAUCAAACAGCUGGACAAGGAUCUUGUUGUCCUGUUUGUGCAGACCACUUGCAGACUCUUCGGUCUCCCAUGGGGUGUGAUAUGAUGAAUAGAUAUUACAAUCACGAGGAAACCUGGCACCCAGAAUGGCCCCAGACAAAUGAUCGUCACCCCUGCAUCACAUGCAGUUGUCAGAACUCUUCAGUAAAUUGCAAUAAGACCGUCUGUCCUGCGUUAACCUGUAGAAAUCCUCAGCCGAAACCAGGGGAGUGUUGCUAUUCCUGUCCAGCUAACUCCUUUAAAGUGAAAAGGAAAAUAUCUUCCAAACCCUCAGGAAGUAUCGGAAGUCUGCUAAGACGGAGAGUGCACAAUCGCAAUUCGAUUAUCGUCGACUUCAAAAAUUGGUCCAGAAGAAGGAAAGGUAGAAAAGAGCCAGGAAUACCAAAGCCCCCUGCUGACUGUAAGUGGGGAGGAUUAACGAUUGCUCACAAUACUUCAUUUUUUCCACCAACUCUUGGUGCAUUUUCAAAUUGCAUCUCCUGCUUCUGCAAUAACUCUAAGUUAGUCGAUUGUAAGCGUGUUACAUGUCCGACUCUCAAUUGCAACGACACUUUUAAACCCCCUGGGAAGUGCUGCCUGGAAUGUAGAGUUACGACAGAAAAGAAAGACAACGUGCAUUCACAUGGAAAUGGACUUUGCAAUGUUGGAAAAUCCCGGCGCCUCUAUGAAUAUCAAUUCCCAACGCAAAGAAACUCUAACUACAAGGUACAAGUUGCUUUGGUGGAUAACGCCAAUAAUUUUGCGCAGAUUUACUUCACCUCUGCAAACAGGACAUGGAAGAAUCCGCCCACUGUCACAAACACAACCAAGAGUAACUUCGAUUCCAUCCUAAGACAGAGCAAUAGGUACAAGUACAUUGGCAAGAUAAAGGAGGGUAAGAAAGGGAUCAGGAUCAUGAGUCGACUUCAGCGUCCAUGUGGUAGCCAGGGAUGCAUCCAUACACUGCAAAAGAUAAUGGAGCGACUCCGUGAACGAACUAAAUGCUCCCCGAUGGUCAUGGCUACACCACCUCAAACGAAACACACUACCAUUGCUCCACCACCUCACAAAAUUCUCAAGCAGGAGACAGACCCCUAAAACUUCCUGAGAUUUUUUACGAGACGAAAAACAUUUAGUAUGUUUGAAGGAACGCCAGGACUGUUUCCGGCCCAAAUGGUUCUUGUCUUUUAGCUACGCCAUCAGUAGAUUUCUUUGAUGUAGAUGUCACGCACUUCGUCGGCGAAGUCGAGCGUGAGGAGAUGAACGGGUCAUAGUCAUUGCCAGGGGAUUUAUAGUUUGGAGACUCUACCUUAGACUUGAAUUGAAAGUAGUGAAUAAAAUUUUGAAUUGGGCUUGUUGAAUGAUUAGAUAGUAUCUGUCAGUGUCACCAACUACGGAGUCAUUUCUAUGUGCUACCACUGAGUUAAAAAUCAUAAGGAAAGCUCAUGCAUCUGUAGAAGA
Pocillopora verrucosa is the source of this 2392-nucleotide messenger RNA. Its product is annotated as chordin-like protein 1. Lineage: Eukaryota; Metazoa; Cnidaria; Anthozoa; Scleractinia; Pocilloporidae. The record is from RefSeq and is a predicted model, not a curated record. Gene Ontology annotation, molecular function: BMP binding. Gene Ontology annotation, biological process: negative regulation of BMP signaling pathway; cell differentiation.